This is a messenger RNA of Rhopilema esculentum, 5952 nucleotides long. Its product is annotated as EF-hand calcium-binding domain-containing protein 6. Gene Ontology annotation, molecular function: calcium ion binding. The record is from RefSeq and is a predicted model, not a curated record. NCBI's taxonomy places the organism in Eukaryota, Metazoa, Cnidaria, Scyphozoa, Rhizostomeae, Rhizostomatidae.
UUGUGACACAAUAAAAACGUCAUCUUUUGUGCUUUGCUCUUUGAUCUUGUUGCAUAGCAACUUUGUCACUUGGAAACCAGCAUUUCAACACACACUACUUUAUUAUGACCAUGAUUUGAAGUUGUAUCGUUUCGAAAUUGGUGCAUUUUAAAACAAACGCAAUAUAAAGCAAAUUUCAAAAUGUCUGUGGCCAGCCCAAGACUGCACUCUGCAAUAGAGAGGCCCCCUUCCAAGAACGGUGUAGCUCUGCCGAUGAUAAAAGUAGCCCAUCCUUCUUCUCGUAUUGACGACCCUGCAACCAUUAACGUGAGGGGUGUUUCAAGACAAAGUAAUACCAGAUUUGGCGAUGACCUCCAACAGAAUUCUCCAACUGUCCUCAGAUCAAUCACUGCUGAUCAGAUGCCCUUUAGAAGUUUACGCUCCCCUAGACAUAGUGCGUUGCCCCCACUUGGAGAAAACCAAGAAAUCAAAGUUACUGAUGACAGAAAUAAAACAACUAUACCCAUUCUUGGCAAGUCUGCUGAUAUGAGCAGUCCAAGAAACUCAAGACCAAGCACAAGCACUACAAUAGCAACUGGGAGAGUUUCCACUGAUGAGCUUGAGAGAACACUUAGAGAGAAAAUGAAAACUGGUUACUUUACCAUAAAGAAUGCAUUUAAAUCCUAUGACCCUGAAGGAAAAGGAAAUGUGGAUAGGGAAUCGCUUUCAAGGAUAAUUUCAAACUUUGUUGGCCUCAUCAUAAACCUAAGUCAAUUCAACAAACUAAUGACAAGGUUGCACUUAGAACAGAAGAAGAUCAUUGCUUUUGAACAAUUUUACGCCUGUUUCAAACCAACUCAGGGUGAUAGCAAUGAAUAUCCAACUUGGUUAGAAUUGCAGAGAAAAGCAAAGACAACCAUGAACGCUUCUCAAGUGUACAUGCACUUGAAAGAAAAAGCAAAGCAAAGAUUUGAAGAUAUGGCUGCCAUAGUGCCUCAGAAAAACCCUGGUGGUACCAAACGUAUUCUUAAACCAGAGUUUAGAAACGCAAUAAGUGUGCUUGGUUUUCACAUGGAGGACGAUGAAUACGAUAAGCUAUGGACGAGGUUUGAUACAGAGAACGUUGGAGCUGUUAAUGGAGAGAAAAUACUUACAAAGCUUGGCAUUUCAAUAACAGAGAAUAACAGACCAAGAACAAGCCAAAGCAGUACGAAGAGUCGAAGAAGUAUAUCACCAGAAAAUAUCGAUGAUGAAAAAGAGAGUUUUGAUAUAGAGAAAUGGAUGACUAACAAAUUUAGAGAGGGUGCCAGAGAAAUGCUACAUGCCUUCUAUGAGAUGGACUUGGAGAGAAGGGGCCUUGUAUCAAAGGCCCAGCUCAAACGUGUGCUUGCAGAUUACAAUAUAGAACUCGAUGACCAACAACUAAGCGAGCUUCUGGAAAGGUGUAACUUAUCAAGCACUGGGAUGAUUGACUACAAGAAGUUUAUACAGAGAUACCAAGACAGAAGUGAAAGUGGCAUGGCACACAAGAUUCUUAACGACCCCAAUCACAAGUACAACAAUGAUAUGUAUGAAAACGAGGCCUUAAAGGAUACUGUAACAGCCGAAUCAAAACUGAUGGAACUUUUCCAGACCCAGUUUUUGUCACUAUUAGGCUCAUUUCACAAACUGGAUCGAGACAACACCAUGAAGUUGUCAGACAAACAGUUUCGUGCAGUCAUAGAAAGCAAAUUCAAAAUCGAGCUUAGUGAGGAAGUUUUUAAAAGUCUUUUGAAGAAAGUUCCAGUGGAUGAUAACGGGAUGGUGAAAUACGUUGAAUUUAUGAGUAAUUUUGAUUCAAGGGAAGCAAAAAGCCUGUUCGAUGCAAAAUCGACAGUAGCAGACUUGCGUGACGUAAACGAUAUUGUUGAUGAAAUUCCUCCACCGACUCCAAGGGAGGAGAAGUCAAACUCGCGCCGUGCCUCGAAAGAUUCUUACGAUAGCCAAGAAGGCAGAAGUGUAGAAGAACUUUAUUCUUUGAUUAGAGGAGUUGUUAAACAGAACUACCAAGAAAUUGAAAGAGAGUUCCAAGAGCUUGAUGAACUGAAUUCAAAGAAACUAAAUCCCGAUUUACUAAUCAAACUUUUGAGAAAAUUUGGACUGAAUUUGAGCAAAAAUGAAGUAAAGAGGCUAUGGGACACUUUGAUAACAGAUCAUAAAGGAUAUCUUGAAUUCAUGCAGUUUGUCAGACAUUUCAGCUUUCGCCUUAAGUCUGCAGCAUUUCCAAACUCAAAGAUAUCUCCUCCAAAACGUGGUGACAGUGACUUCAAAUUACGUUCAAAGAAGCUCAACAGUGCUUAUGAUAUGAUUGAAGACAACCUAAGAUCGAAAGUCGAUCAGCACUGGGAAGCUUUGCAAAAGCAUUUUCAUGAUAUUGAUACUCUUAAGACUGGUUUUGUCACCAAAGAGCAGUUCCAGAACAUAUUGCAAAGCUUAUGUAUAUAUUUGACAGACUUUGAAUGUGACGUGCUGAGUAAGAAAUUUGAUAUCCAAAAGAACGGAAGUGUCUGUUGGGUUGAAUUUUUAAAGCCAUUCUCGUCUCGACGACAAGUUUAUCGUAAAGGCAAUAACAUGACCAACAUUCUAACCCACCCAGCAAAAGAUCUGAUUAAUGUAUCACCAAGAGCUUCAAAAGGUUUUGCAUCUGUUGCGCAGAAGAUCCAUAAUAGGUUCUCUGGCGAUCUGAAGCAGCUGCAACGUGCAUUCAAGAAGCUUGAUAAAGAUGCACAUGGAUACCUAGCCGUUCAAGAGUUCACCUUAGUCCUCAAGCUUUGCGAUGUGGAUAUUGACCCAGAAGAGAAUUUCCAGAUGCUCACAGAGCUCGAUAAAGGCAUGAACGGCCGAGUGAACUAUCUUGAAUUUCUACGAAAAUUGGGUUCUUUGUAAAUGUUAGUUUGGCAUGAUCUAUGGGUCACAAAACAAUCUGCAGCUGCAGGUUAGCAUGCAAGGUAUUUUGGUGCCAGGUGUCCAGCAACUGUUAGUAAGAAAUUACACAAGUUUUGAUAACUGCCCAACUUCUCCAGCCCCUACCCACUCCGAACCACUUUUCCAGUGCUUGAUAUGCUGUUAUCUAAAAUACAUUGUUUUCUCGGGUUUAAUAGAAUUCCAAACGGCUAUUCCCAAAUGCCGUUUGCUAAUAGAUCCUGUACAUAAAUUUCUUUCCAAAUAGCUUCCCAUAGAUCUUGGUUAUUUUUCUCAUUUGAGCCAAAAGGACAUUUUGAUACUUAUGUGUCAUAUUUCUAUUAGUUUAUGCUCAAAGAGCCAUUUAAUUGUGCCUCUUCGUUUAACCGUCUUUCACUGUAAAAUGUUUAGUGGUUAGUCAUUUUGGGACAGUCUUGGAGUUUUGACAUACUGUAUUGAUGCUCUGGUCAGUGGCGUACCCAGGGCUGAAGCAGCGGGGGGUCUGGGGCUCAGCCCCCAUAAUUUUUUUUGACCACGCCCUUCAAACACUUGGAAAUGCGGGGAAACACCCUUUUUGCAAAAUUUUCACCCAUUAUUUGAUUCAUGUUAGCUACGGUAAAUAGCAAAGUAUUUUACAAUUGUUAUCUACAAAAGCAUACAGUAUACUACACCCCCCCCCCCCCAAUGAGUUUUACAUCGUUUUUAGACACAUCUCGAGAAUCAUAUUUUAGAAAAUUGGGGGGGUCCGGACCCCCCUAUUCCCCCCUUGGGUACGCCACUGGCUCUGGUGUCAUUUAAUGCAUCAGAAUGAUAAAGACAGUUUAUGUAUUCUUGGUAACUUGGUGUUGUUGUGUACGACACUUGACCAUUCAAUACAAGGGGAAGAACUCCUGUUCUUAUAUUAAGGGGUCAGUCUGCGUUUACUCUUAAUUGAAAGGAUUAUGCCUAGCAUUCUUUGAUCUGAAACCAUAUACAAUCACGGCCUAAACGUCACUUUUCAAAGGCUAGUUCAGCCAUCUCCUCUCCCCAAAGAACAAUUUGGAUUUCACUCUUAUCGUUAUUUUAAUCUCCACCUAGAUAUCAAGGGUAGUCUUUGAAGAGGCGUUAGAAACCAAAAAGGAUAUUUUUUGCUCUGCAAAUAUUUCUAAAUACUUCGUGCCAAAAAAUUAAAGUUUGCGUGGCACAUAAUUAUUUUGAGGUGCUUCUUCCCACUUGAAGAUCUCUUUCGGUUUGUUGCUGGGUCAUUUGAUUUUUAAAUGAUAUUUUUAGUACUUUUUCAGCAAGGGUCUUCUUAAUAAAGGGGUGGUUGCCCAGUGGAUUUUUUGAUUAUCUUCUAUCCCUAUCCAGUCAAGCAGGAGAGAGCAUUGCUUGGUUACCUUCAUGGAUGCGUAUCCCUUCACGCUAAUCGAGAAAAUAAUUGCCUUAUUCUCUCUCCUUUUCUCAGUUUCUUAAAAAUUUUGAGUAUCAGGUCUUUUAGGCGUUAGCACGAGUUUUCCACUAUAACUACGAAACUCAAAUUCGUUCAAAUAGUGGGUUUGGCGGGUCCCAGUUUCUAUAUCAAUAGUUUCUGAGAAGCGUUUUUCCUCGAUCAUUAAAAUGCCGAACGACAGUAGAGGGAAGGGCGUUAAGCUGCCCCUACCAAUUACAGUUUUAGGUAACUGUAUUUCCAUCCCCUCCCACUUUUUUGCAACACAAGAGAGCUUUUUUCAAUUUUUGUUCGUUUUCGGUGUUAGAUUUUCUCCUCCCCCCCCCCCCCCUUUCGAACGUGUGUCGGAGCCCAUGCGUUUCUUUAUGCACCUUAGCACAAAUAUAUCUCAGAUUUGGUAAAUAAAGAAGGGGCUAUUCUGAUCCUUUCUCUGCUUUGGAACCUUCAACCCAGUGGAUAACACAUCUCCGAUGAGUCAUGCCAGCCAAGCAAUGAUGCUUCUCAGUAUAAUAUUAUGUUUUUCUGUUGUUAUUGUUGCGAAGGAUCUUUUGGCACUUUUUCCGACUGAUUGUGAUUGCGAAUGACCCGGUAGAAAAACAAAAAAGGAUUUGUGCGUGGGUUGCAGGUGCAGAGGCCGAGAAAGGCUUUCGAAAGGAAAAGAGACUUUUUCCCAUGACUUAGUGUGUCAAUGAUCAGGUUGAAUUCUCAAAAUGAUAAAAGUAUUAGAAGAGCCCUGUAGCAUAGUAUUUUAACGGCCCGCCUGUAAAUUCUCACGAUUAAUAUCAGUAAAGAUAGAACAUCGAUUUACCAUCGGUAGAGUAACUAUCGAACUUUAAUAGGGGAUCAUUAUUUUUAUUUUUAACAACAAAACACGGACCCAGAGGUUCCUGUAGAACAAACCGACAGGGGAGACAAAAAAUAAGAACCAGCGGUAUAAUCAGUGGGAGAUUUAAGGGGGGCAACUAGGGGCAGUUGCCCCUCCCUCGACGAGUUGAAGCAAGUCUGGCGCCCCUUUUUUGGAAAUUGUGCGCCCCUUUUGAAAAUUGAGAAUCAGGUGAAAAAGUUUCUGAGACCGAUAGGUUAAUUUGAGUCAAGGAUUACUCAAAGUUAUGUUGUCUAUUCUGAAAAUGGAUCUUAAAAUUGUUAUAUACAGCGUACUCUCGUCACCAAUUUUUGAAAUUUUUCAGCGCCCCCACUACCAACUGCCCCUCCUGCAAAUUUGCUUCAGAAAGUGUAUUACAAUCAACAGUUAAGGGGGGAUUGACUUUUUAGCAUCAGCAAGGGGGCUCAACCACUACACUUUUGUCAAGGAUAAAUUUUUAUCCAUUAUAGGCAAACAGAAGAGUGCUUACAUAUGCGAAUAACAGGCAUUGCCUUGAUAAUGAAAAAGUGAUGUCCUUGUCGCUAACCCAACACAAAGUAUAUCAUAAACACUGCAUCUUCUUUGUUUUAAUAAUCAAUAAACUAGCAAUCCAUAUAUUUCCAGUAUCGGCUAAAGGAUGACCUAGAAAGUAUUUUUUCAUGUGUAAAUAGCAACUAUAGCAUUGUAAUAUUGUAGCUCAUAUGUAAGAUUUGAUUUUAGUUGAUGAAAUACAGCAAUGGCAAGA